Desarmillaria tabescens is the source of this 1883-nucleotide messenger RNA. RefSeq lists its product as uncharacterized. The transcript is spliced from 5 exons. The record is from RefSeq and is a predicted model, not a curated record. The coding region runs from base 413 to 1681 and encodes 422 amino acids. Gene Ontology annotation, molecular function: protein binding. Lineage: Eukaryota; Fungi; Basidiomycota; Agaricomycetes; Agaricales; Physalacriaceae.
AUCUUGACUGCCUCCACUGCCGUAAGCCUAUGAAUUGUCUUCAUAGAUGGGAUUUAUCGUGACUCUCGGGUAAGGGCUCUGAUAAAUUAAUUUCUGGCGCUAUGUGUGUUAUAAGAGAGCCUGCUAGCUACUGAGCCAGAACAGCAGUAACCUUGUCGUCAUUCUCUGCCAAUUAUCUGCAGUCCUCCUAAAAGCCGCUUUAGUUAGGAGAAUUCUUCAUCCCUGUUUUUAUUUGCAUCGGCGUUCUAUCUAUCGAUUCAAUCACGGCGCUAGCCCCCAAGGGACCUCAAGGCCUCAUGUCUAGGCCGAAUCGGCACUGAGCGUGCUUGAGCUAAAACUUCGAGCGACUUAUAUAAGGUCGUGUAUCCACGUUCCCACCUCACAAACGCUUGUCAAGUCACUCCCAACACAGAUGUCAGAUUCAACGCUCAGUCUGUUGAAAAUCAAAGCCACGGAGGCAUUCAAACAAGGCGACUUUGCCGUCGCACGAUUGCUUUACUCGCAUGCAAUCGAUAUCAAUCCCAAGGAUGAUGUUCACCCGUUGAAUCGCUCCUUGAUGAAUCUGCGACUCACAAGAUGGCAAGAAGCCGAAAAGGACGCAACAAGUGCUCUGGCGCUCUGCGAAUGUAAGAAGAACGACCACAGACAAAAAGCUUACUAUCGGAGGUGUCAGGCAAGGCGAGAGAUGGCUGAUAAGGCCGGUGCCGAAGAUGGCGCCAAAGAUCUCAUACAUACCGAGCGACAAAAGAUCAAUAGCGCUGUCACCACCCCAAAGCUGACCCUCGAACCUGAGUCUCUUUCACCUGAAUGCCAGACUGCGCCGUCCGAACGGAUGUAUUUCGUCAAGGACGCCAGCAGCAGAGGUCUUGGGGCGUUCGCUGCCAGAGACAUUCAGCGAGGAGACCUUAUUCUAAGUGAAAAACCGCUCCUCCCCUUUCCUCACGGCGCGCCUUCCCCGGCAGAACUCCGACUAGCCGCGGAGAAACUCUCACCGAAGGAACUCUUGGUCUUUUUGUCUUUGAAAAACUCGCAAUCCCACCGCGAAGACACCAUCUACGGCAUAUACAACACCAACGCUUUCGCUGACGGUGGGAUCGUCGUUGAAGCGUCACGAUUCAACCAUUCUUGUCGGCCAAACGCACGUUACUCAUACCACGAGGCGACAAACCGCCAACGUAUUUUCGCCCUCACCGAAAUCCCAAAAGGGGAAGAAAUAUUUGUGACCUAUCUCGGCGGCCGGAAUGCGUACGGCGCUACGCGUAAUCAGCGACAGAUGAGGCUACGAGCGAAGUAUAACUUUAGUUGCUCGUGUGCAGCAUGCAGUCUCGACCGCCAGGAAACUUUGGAGAGUGACAGGCGCAGGUUGGAGAUCGCAUCCAUCUGGGAUCGAAUGCCGAUGUUUGAUCCCUUUGCCUCUGGUCCCGCAUAUCUUCGAGCCGUUAUCAGGGCAAUCAAUCUGAUGAAGGAAGAGGGGGAGGCAGCUGCAUUUUGCUCAUUGCACUCCGAUUGGGAGUCAGCGAAGUAUUGGCAUGGUAUCGUUUAUGAUGCUAGAGUGGCAGAGUUUGGAAAAGAUAGCAAGCACGCGAUAAAAGCUCGCAAGUACCUCGAGAAUCCUCGUUCCAUCGAUCAUGCGCAGGCGGGAAUGUGCCGCGGACAAUCGUUCGCUGACAUUCGUUUGUAAAAAUGAUGUAAUCUUUCGCUAGUCGCAGUAUCAGUUGGAUCUUCCUUUGUAUAAUCGUUUAGACCAAUUGGGUCAAAUCUUUUCACGGGCUAGCCCGUCCAGAAAUAAAAUAGAUCAAUAAGGUUCUGUCAUUAGGGAUGGGAAAGAAAGUCCGAAGUCGAUAAAAGGUCUAAUCAAUUCAUAACUGGAAAGAAUUCGCGGC